This is a messenger RNA of Lingula anatina, 2832 nucleotides long. Its product is annotated as lysosomal protective protein-like. The record is from RefSeq and is a predicted model, not a curated record. Gene Ontology annotation, biological process: proteolysis. Gene Ontology annotation, molecular function: serine-type carboxypeptidase activity. Lineage: Eukaryota; Metazoa; Brachiopoda; Lingulata; Lingulida; Lingulidae.
UAAUCAGCCGGCGGAUCCGAACAGAUUGGUUGUGACUUAAGGAUUCCGUUAUUCAAGAUGAGGACAAGUCUAUUGACGGCUGUGCUGGUAGGGAGUUGCACCCUGGGGUUGGUGGUGUGUGCCCCAAGGGAAGAUGAGGUGAAGUACCUACCUGGGCUCAACAAGCAGCCAUACUUCAAGCAUUACUCAGGGUACCUCAAUGCCACUGGGACAAGGAUGUUGCAUUACUGGUUUGUGGAGUCUGCAAACAGCCCAGCCACUGAUCCAGUUGUUUUAUGGUUGAAUGGAGGUCCUGGGUGCAGUUCUCUAGAUGGAAUGUUGUCUGAACAUGGCCCAUUUCACGUGUCUGAGGAUGGAAAAAGCAUUUCACUGAACAAGUAUGCCUGGAAUAAUGUAGCCAAUGUCCUAUAUAUGGAAGCUCCUGCAGGAGUGGGGUUUUCAUACUCUUUAGACAAAAACUACACCACAGAUGAUGACCAGGUAUCCAUGGAUAACUUCAUUGCCCUGCAUCAUUUUUUCGUCAAGUUUCCUGAGUAUAAGACCAAUGAGUUCUAUGUGACUGGGGAAAGUUAUGGUGGGAUUUAUGUCCCCACCCUCUCACUGCGGCUUGCAGAGGACUUAGGGUCCUUUAACUUUAAGGGUUUUGCUGUGGGGAAUGGCCUGUCCAGUGAUUUUAUGAAUGACAAUUCUCUCAUGUCUUUCUUAUAUUACCAUGGAAUCGUUGGUGAAAAAUUAUGGAGACAGCUGAUAAGCACUUGUUGCCAUGGCAAUGAGACGGGUUGUGACAUUGUCAGCAGGACAUUGGUUGAUCCUUCUUGUGAAAAUCUGGCCAAUUCAGUUCUUGGUGUUAUCACAAUGACUGGCCUAAAUAUGUACAACCUGUAUGCUCCCUGUGCACCGCCACCUAAGAACAAACUGGCAUCAAGAGGAGCCAAAGCAAGAACCGACUCUUUAAAACAUUACUUUAGGUUGUUUAGAAAUAAGGUGGGAGAAGUCCCCCCUUGUAUAGAUGUGACUGGUUCCACCGUUUACCUGAAUACUAAAGAGGUCAGACAGGCACUCCAUAUACCAGAUCAGUUGCCUCCUUGGGAGAUUUGCAGUGGUGCUGUAGGAGGAAAUUACAAAAGAUUGUACAACAACAUGACUUAUCAGUACCAGAAGAUCCUCUCUAUGGCGCAUCUGAGAGCUAUGGUAUACAAUGGCGAUGUGGAUAUGGCUUGUAACUUUUUGGGAGAUGAGUGGUUUGUCAAUUCACUGAACUUGCCUGUUGUGACUGAGAGAAAAGCUUGGUUUUUUACAGACCUGAAGUAUAAAGUAAAACAGGUGGCUGGUUUUGUUAAACAGUACAAACAGCUGUCACUUGUUACUGUGAGGGGUGCUGGUCACAUGGUCCCACAAGACAAGCCAAUCCAAGCUCUUGAAAUGUUUACAAAUUUCAUUCAGAAUAGACCAUUUUAACGUUCUGUUGCACAGAGACUUGUGAAGUUGAGCCUAGGGAGCAUCUCACCAAGCUGUUUGUUUCUCCAGUGGAAGAUGCAGUGGCUUAACAACUAAUGGUUACAUAAAAUUAUAGUGAAACAAAUCCAGUCCUCUUUUUGUCAACCAAACUUCUUUUCCUGGUUUCUAUAUGAUAAUUAUUCUGCAAAAAAUAUCUCUCAGAUUACUAUUAUAAUAUAUUUUCACUCUACCUUAAAUAUUAUAUGCAUAUAUAUAAAAUGCAAGAACUAUACCUUUAUUCAAUAUUAAUAGGCAUGUUGCAUCCAACAGCUUCAGCAUGUAGGAGAAAAAUUGAAUCGAAAACAUUCCUUUUUUGGAUGUACAGGUUGUUAUUUUGCAUAUAUUCAGCAUUUCAGAGUAUUCUCUUUAACCGCAAUGCCUCUUUUUACAAUUUUUAAUACCCAGCUAGUCUGUAGGUCAUAGAUUUCUUCUUCUGACAAAAUGCUGUAUGGUCACAGUUGGGGUUUGUUAGGGCCAGACCCUCAGCAUAUCACAUACACUCUUGCCAUUAUGAUGGGAGUUCAAAAGUCUUGGAUAUGGUCAUAUCAAUAUUUUCUCAGUAAAUUAAUGCAGUUUUAAAAGUUUCAAAUGCUCUGAGCAUGUCUAUGUCUUUAUGGGCCAUUUUUGAAAUGUUAUUUUCAAUGUUAAGUUUAAGCUUUUUUGUGUAAUGAAGUAUAAUAUGCAAGAAUAAUGUGAUAUGCUAUUCUUAAAAACAUGCCAUUUUGUGGUAUUAGAAUUUUUGUGUUUUGUUGCAAGUCUCUAUAUAAGAAGUUGUCAGCUAAAUAAUGUUUAGAAUCUGUCAUUUUAUAUUCAAGACAUUCAGUGCAUGCACAUCACUUAAAAAAAACAUGUUUAUGUAUUAAAACUACUCCUUUAAGGAUGGAAGAUAUUUUAACCAGAGAAUCCAUUAAACUAAGUGCAUUCAAGUUUGUGUUAAAGCUAACUUAAGAUGUUACAAGAAUAAUACCAAUUUGUUAACUAAGAUACAAAUCAAUUUUAUGCAUGUAAUUAUUUUCUAUUGAGGGAAAAAUAUAAUUAAUAUAUUUGAGUGAUCUACCAAGCCAUUGGUGGACCCAUUUAUAAAGGCCUUAAUUUAUCAAUGAUAAUUUGCUCAUUUUUUAAAAAUUGGCACAAGACUCCACUUUUUCAUUAAGCAGUGACAUUAAAAACAACAACACAAAAGGUGCAUGAUUUUUUAUUCAACUUAACAAAUUAUCCCUCCCGUGAGAUAUAACAUGAUAAGCCUAGAGAUAUUUUCAAGUGCAGCACCACUUGUGCCAAAGUUUCUGAAAAGAUAUGUACUGCAAAACUGUAGGCAGAACCUAUAUAAAAUAU